Molecule: messenger RNA, 1071 nt
Organism: Strongylus vulgaris
Lineage: Eukaryota; Metazoa; Nematoda; Chromadorea; Rhabditida; Strongylidae
Source: the annotation of a GenBank genome assembly
AUGUUGAAAAAUGUGAUUGACCAACUCGUGAACUCGCCGAACACCGAACAUGAACCACUUACAAACUUCAUCAACAAUGAAUUUGUGAAAACGGAACACUUGAUGGCUUCGGUGAAUCCAGCAACUGGACGAAGCUGGAUUCAAAUACCUAACUCUGGAAAGAAGGACGUCUGCGAAGCAGUUGCUGCUGCUAAGCGAGCAUUUCCAUCGUAUCAAAAUUCUGACGGAUUAGCGACAUUAGAAUCAAGAGAUCAAGGAAAACCCGUGAAACUAGCGAGACUGAUUGACAUUCCUCGAUGCGUACAUAACUUUAGAUUUUUCGCGACAGCUAUCCUUCACCAUACUUCGCCGUCUACGGUGAUAGAUGAACCAGUUCGAGCGGUGAACUACGUGAGGAACGAUCCUGUGGGAGUAGCUGGCCUCAUAAGCCCAUGGAACCUGCCACUAUAUCUAUUAUCUUUCAAACUGGCGCCGGCUCUUGCCACAGGGAAUACCGUUGUAUGCAAGCCCAGUGAAUUGACAAGCGUGACAGCAUGGGUAUUGAUGCACGCUUUCAAGGAAGCAGGCACUGCCGUUGGCAAGAAAAUUGCUGAAACGGGUGCAAGACUUAACAAAAAAAUUUCGCUGGAAAUGGGUGGCAAGAAUGCUGCAAUCGUCUACCCUUCUUGUGACCUUUCGAAGCAUCUAACAACGAUAGCAAAGUCUUGCUUUAUCAACCAGGGUGAAAUCUGCUUAUGUUCCAGUCGUAUAUUUGUUCACUCCUCGGUGUAUGAAAAUUUUGUAGACGAGUUAGUAAAUGAAGCGAAAAAGGGAUUCUUCAUUGCUCCUACUGUUGUUACGGGAUUAGCAGACUCGAGCCGUUGUAUGCAAGAAGAAAUUUUUGGUCCUGUAGUCUGCGUGACGAAAUUUACGUCUAUAGAGGAAGUAACGAAGCGGGCCAACAAUACUUGUUACGGUCUGUCAGCUACCGUCUGGAGUGAGAAUAAUGAAGAACUUAUAAAUACAGCACAUGGUUUGAGGGUAGGAACAGUGUGGUGCAACACUUGGCUGGUUCGUCCGACUUACCACUAA